AUGUUGGCGAAGCCCAAGAGUGUCAAAAUCCGCAGAUUGGGCGGUGAUCGCAAAUACGGGGUGGCGGGGAGAAGCCUGAAAGAGGUGCUGUCCAAAGCCUGCGUCCUUCUUAAGCUUCCUGUUUCCAACUGCCGGCUGUGUUUGUAUGACGAUGGCACAGAGGUGACAGAAAGCUAUUUCGGUAACGUUCCAGAUAACACCGAGCUUAUCUUGUUAGCUCAAGGCGAGAUCUGGCAAGGCUACGUGAGCGAGAUCCUGCUCUUUCUCAAGGCAUCUUCCAGGCAGAUGGAUGAUAUCAUUCAGGUGGCGCGGGGGCUUCUCUCCGAGGAGGAAGCCCCCAAGCGGCGGAAGCUGCUGGUGGACCUCAUCCAGAACCUCAGUGACAAUAUUUCCGCCGAAAGUAGAGAGGAGGAUGAGAAGUGGUUUGAAGGGGUUGAAUCUCGCUUUAAGACAAAAUCUAGUUACAUGCGCUACAGUUGCGAGAGCAGAAUCCGAGGCUACUUGAAAGAGGCUACCAGUUACGCCUCUGCUAUCCAUCCGGCCGCCCAAGCCAAAUAUAAAAUGCUUGUGGAAGCAAUGGUGGAGAAACUGAAGUCGGAGAGAUACAACGGCUGUUAUUUUGACAGAAGGGAAGAUGAGAAGGUGUGUCUUUGCACGACAGAGGGCUGGUUCUCCUGUCAAGGCCCUUUUGACAAGGAAAGCUGUCCUAGCAGACACUCCAUCAAUCCCUACGGGAACCGGGAAAGCAGGAUCCUCUUCAGCACCUGGAAUCUCGAUCAUGUAAUAGAAAAGAAACGGACUAUCCUCCCGACGUUAGCUGAAGCCAUCAUGGCCCACGAUGGAAAGGAAGUCAACUGGGAAUAUUUCUACCAGCUGUUGUUCACUGUCGAUAACUUGAACCUCGUACACAUCGCCUGCCACAAGAAAGCCACCCAUAACCUUAGCUGUGACAAAACCAAGAUCUACCGAAAACGAAGACGCCUCCGGAUCCCGGAGAAACGCAUUCGGAAAGUAGUUUGCCAGAAGUCGGUUUCCUAA
Euleptes europaea (tarantolino) is the source of this 1038-nucleotide messenger RNA. It is a transcript of the gene DFFB, whose product is annotated as DNA fragmentation factor subunit beta. Gene Ontology annotation, biological process: apoptotic process; apoptotic DNA fragmentation. The record is from RefSeq and is a predicted model, not a curated record. Lineage: Eukaryota; Metazoa; Chordata; Lepidosauria; Squamata; Sphaerodactylidae. Gene Ontology annotation, molecular function: DNA endonuclease activity. Bases 1 to 1038 code for a protein of 345 amino acids. Gene Ontology annotation, cellular component: cytoplasm; nucleus. The transcript has 7 exons.